AUGGCGCCCGGAAGAUCUCGCACAGGCUGGUGAGUGGAACAUGAUAAUGAAGGACGGAGAAAUGCAAUGCGCCGCCGCCAUCCAUGAGGUCGAGAGACUCGCUAAACCUGCCCUUGGUCCAGUCUCACCUGCCGUCAACGCAAGGUAUUGCCCUCCUCCCCCAUCCAUCUGUGCAUCACACCACCACACACCGCGGCCGAGCACGUGGGACGACGUUCCAAUGCUGAUGCGGUACGUGGAAUCUGCAGCUCAAGUGCAGCGAGGAGAGACCGAUCUGCGCGCAAUGCGUCAAGGCCAACCGCGAAUGCGUCCCCAGCUCCGGCAUCACUUUCCGCCACCAGCAGAACCCAUCGCUGAAUGGAGAGGACCAGGAGAGCCUCAAGAGCUUCUACGGCUACAAGGAGACCUUUGGCAAGAGUACCACAUGGGUUGAGAUCCCCAAAGACCUCACCUUUGUCCACACGAGCAACCCGUACGAGGAUGAGGAAGGCGAGGAUCUCUCCCUCCUGACUGCCAUACCAGCUGCUGCCGACAACGAUGCACGGCGAGAACACGCCUACAGUUCGAUGAGCCAGGCAUCGUUUCCUGCGUAUGCCACACAUGGUCUGGAGGCGCUGAGCGCCGUCGCCAGCCGGGACCACUACAACUAUGCACCCCCUCCGAUGACCCAUCACGAGCGAACAACGUCCACAUCCCACCACUCGAAAUCAUCGACCUCUCCUCAGCACACUCAUCCGACCCCGAGCCAAAACCUGGAUUUCAUCCUGAAUCCCACAUCCACGCUGUCACCCGCAGAGAGCAAUAUCGAUCCGCAGCUGCAUUCCCAGACACCCACCGCUGGGCCGCCGUCUCAACCAAGCCCUUCACAUGUACGUACCGCUUCGUCCGCUUCACACGGCGGACGGACAAACUCACGGUCGAAAGGAUUAAACCGGCGACCCCCAAUCGAGGAGCCGCAGCUAGCUUUCCUCCUGAGAGACUAUGCGGAGAGGUGAGAGAGAUCGACAUUGAAUUGGAAGCAGACUUCGUCUAACGUCAGACCUCAGACCUGGCCUGUGGAUGGACCUGUACGAUCUUGAUCUCUUCUUCGCGGCAAAAGUUCCAGUCAUUGCCGUGACUUGUCCGCUGCUUUUGUAUUCGUGUGCAUCAUUGUCUGCAAAGAGCCUCGGGAGGGUGGCGGGCAGGAAACCCGUGAUGGUGUGUAGUGGAUCGUGAAGAGGAAACCUGUGCACCAAAGACUGACUGACUGUAUCGCUGCAGGGUGGCCAAGUCUCAGCAUCACGACAAAGUCACCUCGAAUUCUGGCCGGGUCCUCCACUCGAUCCAGAGGGCUGGAUUCGAAAAGGAAGGGAAUAUUAUGACAUUGGUAUCUCGCUAUUGAGGCAAGCGCUCGCAGGCGUAUCAAGGCCGCCGACAUCCUCGUUGCCCGAAGACGCAUCUCCCACAACCCUCUUUAACGUGCGAGCAGAGCCCCUUCCCACCACAGACUCAGAUGAACUCGUAGCCGCCACGGCAAUCCUCUGCGUGUACGAAUUUCUAGACGCGUCGGGUCCCGAAUGGUCACGGCAUUUGGAUGGCGCAAAGACUCUGUUCGAUGUUACCAAAGAUAGGAUGAUGGUGCCACUCACGCUCCCGCCAUCCCCUGUGUCCAUCGCACAGCAGGUUACACAGAGAUUAGCGAGCCAAUCGGGGUCGGAAGAACAACAGCAACAGAGGCCUAUACGGGGACUCAGCCAGGGGAGGCGAGCGGUGUUCUGGAACUUUGCCCGCCAAGACAUGCUAUCGGCCUUUAUCAAUAACAACUCGACGCGUCUCGACACGGGAGAUUUGCACAUGUGGCGUAGCGCUGGGCUGAAGCUGACGGUCGAUGGCUAUGUAUCGCCUUCGAAUCCACAGAACCCGGAUUAUGUUGCGGAGCAGGCCAUGGGUGAUGAUGUAUGUCCCGUCAUGACGACGUUUGAAUGCAUGCGGCUGACAGAGUAUAGAUGAUCGGCAAUGCACUUGUCUGGUUGGUGAUGAAGCUUGUCAACUUCAUCGCUGCGGGCGAUGAUCUUCCUGAUGGCAUGUCCCCGCUCGGUCUGGGCGUUCGGCAACAAGAAUUGCUGGAGUACUGGGAUAGUCUGCACGAGCAGCUUCGCGUCUGGCAUGCUGGAUUGCCCGACGGCUUCAAUCCAACCACCAUUUACAUGGGCGACACCGACAGCGACACCGAGAAGUGGUUUCCGAGGCCCAUAUGCGCGAGUACGAUGCAGUGGUAUCAUUUUGCCAGGAUACAAUUGCUACACAACAAGCCGCAUCUAUCCACUGCUACUCCGAUUCGUUCGGCUAUGGGUCAAGGGGCUCCGGGAACGUCCUUGGCAACUCGCUACGCGAGUUAUGCGUCUAUCCUCCAACAGUCGAGAGACCAUGCGAAAGAGAUUGUUGCUAUCGCGCGCGGACGCUCCGACGAGGGCACGCGGAUUCAUGGACUCCAACCCCUUUGGACCGCUGGUCUCGUUCUCGGCAACGAUGACCAGCAGGGCGAAGACGACGCUGUUAGCCCGGAGACGGAUGGCUGGCGACGGACCAUUGUCGGGCUUCUACGCGGAAUAGAGAGAGACAUGGGCUGGGCAAGCGAAUACCGCGUACAGAGUCUCUUCAAUCUCUGGGGCGUGUCUUGGCCACUCAGUCCCGGCUGA
Messenger RNA from Lecanosticta acicola, 2678 nucleotides. Lineage: Eukaryota; Fungi; Ascomycota; Dothideomycetes; Mycosphaerellales; Mycosphaerellaceae. The record is from the annotation of a GenBank genome assembly.